AUGUGGCCUUCUGAGAAGGUCGCUUCAAAAGUAGCAGACAUGCGAAGUGGCCUCAAGUAUGGGCUAACUGGCUUAUACUGUGUAACCACUGAUUUCUUUCGGGGGGGCGGGGGAAAAAGUAUCUGCCUAGAAGUGUCUCACAUGACUUCCAGUCAAAUUUCAGUAUCCAAAGCAAGUCAUGUGGCCACGCUGAACUUCAAGGGUUCCAAUUCUCGGGGCGAGUGCGCGCUAGUGCGUAAGAAGGGGGCGGAAGGGGUGCGCGCUCCGGGGACGCGCCGGGGGCCCCCGCCCCCUCCCGGAGCAGCAGCCUGGCACCAGCCCACCCUCCUCCACCCCUGCAAACAGACGCAGGACGCCAAUAGAGCAACUUCUCCGCGGGGGCGGCGGGGGAGAAUAGCGGUCACCCCUGCCCCGCCGCGGCACGACCGGGGUCCCUCCUCGGCCGGGUUCCGAGGAGGCGGGGGGCGGGGGGAAUGGGGGAGCCCUUCGCACGCCCCGCCUCCGCCCGCCUGGCCCGCGGCCGGGGGGCUGCCCGGACCCCCGCCCCUCCGCGCGGCCCGCAGCGGCGCACUCCCAAGGACGGCCACCCGGCCGGAGCGCGGCCUGAGCGCGAGCCCGGAGCGGAGCGCAGGCGGAGGCCGGCCCCUAGCCUCAGGCCUCAGGCCGCCGCCUGCCCUCCGCCAGGCCGCCCGCCGCCGGCCCCAGCUCGGACCCCGGCCGGGCCUCGGCGGCGCCGCCGCAGCCCCUCAUCCUGGCUUCAUUCAUAGGGGCACCCCAGCCUGGCCGGCGGGGCGGGGCUGGGGACCCGCGGAAAAGGCCGGCCCGCCGAGGCCGGGGAGGAAAAUAAAAAGUUUAAGAGAAGAACUUACCUAA
Molecule: messenger RNA, 873 nt
Organism: Rangifer tarandus platyrhynchus (Svalbard reindeer)
Lineage: Eukaryota; Metazoa; Chordata; Mammalia; Artiodactyla; Cervidae
Source: the annotation of a GenBank genome assembly